Prunus armeniaca (apricot) is the source of this 417-nucleotide messenger RNA. The record is from the annotation of a GenBank genome assembly. Lineage: Eukaryota; Viridiplantae; Streptophyta; Magnoliopsida; Rosales; Rosaceae.
AUGGUCCAGUUGAUGAAAUUCUGCCUAUACAAGGUUCCUUGGAUCCUCAAAUGGUCCUACAGAGUUACCAAAGAUACUAGAAUAUUUGCCCGUCAAUUUUCUGUUAAAUGGUGGGAUAAGUUCGAAGUUGACAGAAUUGCUAAAUAUGUCUACAAUUAUUUGCCUCAUGAUUUUGUUCCACAUCUAGCUUCCCCCACUGGUUCAACCCGAUCUUCCCUUUCAGUCGAAGGAAAAUCGAAGUCUGAACUUCAGGAGAUUGCUCGCCAGUUGAUAAUUCAAGCCUCUCAAAUGGAUGAUGAUGAGGAGAAUGACAAUGACUCUCCUUCUUCGUCCAACUGCCAGCCCAUGCAGAGCCCGGUCAAGCCUAAAAGUUGGUAUGAAGACAGUCAAGACCCCUAUGAUUUGAACUCUGACUAG